AAUCUUGUUUUCUAUGACAUGACAAUCAAAAUCAAAACAAUAUUAAUUUAACAAUAAAUGGGUGUAAAAUUUAUAUUGCACCCAUUGGACUUUACAUUAUUCUGAAAAGAUGGAUCACAAAAUUGAACUUUUUGAAGUUGAGAAUAAAUUGAAAAAGGAACAAAAUAAUUUGUCUCUUUUGAAGGAGAGAUUGGAAAAAAGCAAUCAGAUAACGAAUGAUAUUGACUGUAUUUUGAAUACCUUCGAAAAACGCCUCUCAAGAUUAGAAGAUACGAUUUUACCUGUAUAUACAGAAACAGAUAAAUUGCAAAAGUCACAAAAAAAUAUCGAUGCAACCAUUCAGCUGUUAGACAAUGUGAUAAGUUUUUAUGAUGUUUCAACAAAUGUAGAAAGUAUCAUUGAAAAGGGUCCAGGAGAAGGUGCAUCUGAGCUAGAACCAUAUUUGCAAUCCUUGAAUCAAUUAGCGGCAGCGCAAAAGUAUUUUGAAGAACAUAUUCCUCAAAGUGUUGAAAAAGAUAAUGUGACUACAUUAUUUGAAAAAGGUGGCGAUAAAAUAAAUUCGGAAUUCAAAUCAAUUCUGGAUAAAUAUAAUACUCCAAUGUUACCAGUUGUACUUUUGGAUCUCAUCAAUGUAGAUGACAAUAACAAAGCACAAAAAAUUCCACCCUUACAGUUUCCUGACGAAGCGAAAACUAAGUUGAUAAGGAUGUCAAAUUGGCUGCUAGAUCAACAUAAAUAUGACCAUUUAACUGUUUAUGGUAUGGUAAGAGGGUUUGUUUUACAACGUUCCUUAACAAUGCUCAAGAAUCACCAAAAAUCAGUGAGUGGAGGUAGCACUCAUGGAGUAUCUAGUUCACCAAUGAUGCGUUCUAAAUUCCAAAACAGACACGAACCGUCUAGAAAACCCUCAACAAGACGUUUACAGCAAGUGUUUCAAGGAAAAGCUAACAAAAUGCUUUUAAAGGCCUCCCAAACUUUUGAAUAUUCCACCGGUUUCAAUCUAACAGGACGAAGGGCUUCCUCUCACUUAGACACGUCUUACAACGGAGAAGAAGUAGAUAACGAACAAGAGAUGGAAAACUACUUACUUUGCGUCAUAGCCUUACACAAACUGAUGCAAGUCGAAAAAGACCUGAUGAAACAAAUAAUUCCAACUACUCACCAACCUAGUGUGUUCGAACUGAUCAUUAAAGACGCUAUGGAUACAAUCGUGCAAGAUGGAGAGAGUUUCGUUCAAAGAGCCAAAAAAUGCAUUGGAAAAUACGAUUUCGGUACGCUUCUGGUUAUUUUUCCCCUAUUGAAACAAUUGAGAUCCUUAAAACCCGAUUUCGAGAGGACUGUUAAUGAUUGCGAUCUGAAUUUCAAGCCUAAAUUCAAUUCUAUCCUGAGUAUGCUCCAUUCUACGGGGUCUAAAUCUCUGGAAGACUUCAUAGAAAGUCUCAAGUCAGAUUCGGUUACUCAGUUACCUAGUGAUGGAACGGUACAUGAACUUACCAGUAAUGUGAUAACGUUUUUAGAACAAUUGUUGGAUUAUAUCGACACAAUAGGAGUAGUUUUAGCCAAUGAACCUGGAUACUCGCAGCAACUAGUGAAAAUGAACGUUAGUGAUGAAAAUAAGGCACUUCUAGGAUUAUAUAUCAAAAAGGUUCUGGUACAACUGAACCACACCCUUAUAAGUAAGAGCGAACAGUACGGUGACUUCGCUUUAAAAUCGAUUUUCAGGUUAAACAACAACAACUAUAUUUUAAAAUCGCUGCAGCAAAGGAAGGAACUACUGGAUUUGUACAAAAUGGCCGAGUCUAAAUGCGAAGAAUAUUAUCACAAUUCUAUUCAGGAGCAGAAGAAGGCCUAUUUGCAAAGUUGGAAUAAACUGCUGCAUUAUAUAUGGGAUGAUAAUGCACCGAUAAACCUUCUGCAUGGUGAUAGGCUUAGAGAUAAAGAUCGGGCAGUCAUCAAAGAGAAAUUCGCAGGUUUUAAUAGGGAAAUUGAAGAAAUAUCCAGAGUACAGCGGGGUUACUCUAUUCCUGAUGUCCAGUUGAGGGAAAGUAUUAAAAGAGACAAUAAGGAGUUGAUAAUACCCAAGUAUAAUGCAUUCUUCAACAUGUAUGCCUCCGUACAAUUCACAAAAAAUAUCGAUAAGUACAUAAAGCAUAAACCUGAUGAAGUAUCUAACAUCAUCGAUAGGUUUUUCGAUGUUGCUGCCUAGAAUUUUAUUAAUAAUGUACAUAGAUAGCUAUCGAAAAUUAAUAUUUAUAGUAACUCAAAAAAUAUUAUAUAUAAUAUACAUUUACAAUUUUA
This is a messenger RNA of Harmonia axyridis, 2298 nucleotides long. It is a transcript of the gene Exo70, whose product is annotated as exocyst complex component 7. Gene Ontology annotation, biological process: exocytosis. The coding region runs from base 110 to 2206 and encodes 698 amino acids. The record is from RefSeq and is a predicted model, not a curated record. NCBI's taxonomy places the organism in Eukaryota, Metazoa, Arthropoda, Insecta, Coleoptera, Coccinellidae. Gene Ontology annotation, cellular component: exocyst. The transcript has 12 exons. Gene Ontology annotation, molecular function: phosphatidylinositol-4,5-bisphosphate binding.